This is a messenger RNA of Aspergillus melleus, 783 nucleotides long. Its product is annotated as GNAT family N-acetyltransferase. The transcript has a single exon. The record is from RefSeq and is a predicted model, not a curated record. Lineage: Eukaryota; Fungi; Ascomycota; Eurotiomycetes; Eurotiales; Aspergillaceae. The coding region runs from base 1 to 783 and encodes 260 amino acids.
AUGGCCCCUCCUCCACCCCCAACAACAACCCCCUAUACAAUCAAAAUCUACACAUCCUCCCAACUCAGCCAGCAACCGGCCCUAGUGGACGAGCUCAGUGAACUCAUCAACGAAAGCUUCCUGGUCCAGGCAAGUCACCCACUGGGCCGGACCGGCCUCCGCCUGGAGCAGCCGGGUCAAUUGAUCGACGAACUAGGCCCGUCAAGUCUAACGGCUGUGUACUUUCAUCACCCCGGCAAUGCAGACGAAACUACCACCGAUGCAACGAGGACACCAGGACAGGCGAUCGGCACGGCCAGUAUCAAGGCCUGGGAGGGUGGUAAAAUCUGGAACCCUGUUCGACACAGUACCGAGUCGGAUCUAGAUCCGAGCGCAGAUGAUGAGCUAUCCGUUGACGGGGACUUCGAGGCCGCGAUUGUUGCUGUGAAGCCAAGCGAUGAGUUUAGAGGGAGAGGGAUUGCGGAUAAACUGGUGGACGCUUGUGAGCAGGCCAUUCUUCAGAAGUGGAUUGCUGGAGAGUACUUGUCACUUCAGCCAGAAGCAGGAUCGGCAAUUGCGGAGAAAACCUCACCCCCCAGGCCGAUCAAGAUCAUGGUCAAGGUAGUCAAAGAGAUCACUGCCUCGUAUUGGGCAAAGAAGGGAUUCGUCACUGUGGUGGAGAAGCGGUAUGGACCGGGGACUUGGGGUAUAGAGAAGGAAUUCACCAUCAGCGCAAUGGUCAGGGAACUACCUGUGGCUAUGGCUAUACACAAGGAAGAACCUAGAGAUUCAGAUCUAGCCUGA